CCUACUAGGAUAACUACUAAUCAAUACAGGACCCAAUAUUAUUCGCUUAAAAAAUAUAUGGUUGCAAAAUAAUGUUUAUAAUACUAAAAUGCUGUCAAAUGUAGAAAAAUGGCAAUGUAGGCAAUUUUCUAUAUUUCUAAUAAAGAGUUAAGAAAAGUUGAUGUGGGUAACACAGGGAAGCCAUGUAAAAUGAUUAUAAAAGUGGCUUAAUUGAUUUGGUAAUAACAGAUCUUUAAAUCUGUUGAAGCAAAUAAAUUUUAAUAAAAGGUAAUUAAUUCAUAUUAAAUUUUCUAAUUACUUUGGCUACACCUGUUUAUGAUGCUUAAACAAGUAGUUAAGCUCUAAAAGUAGGCCUAGUUUAUAAAGCAGACAUAAGAACUAAAGAACAUCAGCCAUAAGUUUCUUUUAGGGAGUAGCAAUCACAGUAAAUGUUGA
This is a messenger RNA of Paramecium octaurelia, 435 nucleotides long. NCBI's taxonomy places the organism in Eukaryota, Ciliophora, Oligohymenophorea, Peniculida, Parameciidae. The record is from the annotation of a GenBank genome assembly.